Molecule: messenger RNA, 2188 nt
Organism: Glycine soja
Lineage: Eukaryota; Viridiplantae; Streptophyta; Magnoliopsida; Fabales; Fabaceae
Product: polyadenylate-binding protein 2-like
Exons: 7
Coding region: 1546-1923 (125 amino acids)
Molecular function (GO): RNA binding
Source: RefSeq, a predicted model, not a curated record
AAAAAAAGGUUUGAGUUGAGGAGUCUAGGGCCCAAGUAGUUUAACCCAACCCCUGACAGGUCGAAGGGAGGGGCCAAGCGAAGGGAAAGGGUUAGGCAUCAUUCAUACACUGAACGAACGCUCAGCUCAGUCAGGUGCCGGCGUUCCUCUUUCACGUUCUCAUGGAAAACGACGACGUCGACAUGCACGCUGCCGACACCAGCGAAGAAUUGGAUGACAUGAAGAAGCGCUUGAAGGAGAUGGAAGAUGAAGCUGCUGCUUUGCGAGAGAUGCAGGCCAAGGUCGAGAAGGAAAUGGGAUCUGCGCAAGAUCCUGCAAAUGCUUCUGCGAGUCAGGCCAAUAAAGAGGAAAUAGAUUCUCGAUCAGUCUUUGUAGGCAAUGUCAUGCUUCCAUCUACAAGUUUUCUGGUUUUGUAAUGCUGCAGUUGAAAGUAUAUGAUAUAUAGUUGAAGGAGGAAAAAUAAUAGUAAUGUAUGACAUUAACAAAAGGAGUGGAAAAAUAAAAUAUACAACACAAAAAAAACAUUGAUGGAUAGAGGAGAGGACAAAAGUGUUAAAAAAUUAUUUGUUGAGGAAAAUGAUGUCAAUGAGUGAAUUUGCAUAUUUUUCUUAUGGAAUGAGGAAAAGAAAGAAACAAAUAAUAAAGAAAAAUAAAUAAAUACGAAGGUGUCUACAAUCAAAGGUGAAAAGGAAAACUCUUUAACUAGGUUUUUUUUUUUCCUUUCUUUUAUUAGUAUAGAUUCCAAAGUUUUUGCAAUGAGAUGGGAUUGACAGGAAAUCAAUUAUGGGUUAGAUUGGAUAUCAAGAAUCUGGACUCCUACUGGUGAGAAGAGGACAUGCUCUUUGGGUACAAGUACAAUACGAUGCAUGAAUAUUUGUCAUUUGAUUUAAAAUCCAAAGGAAACUUACUGUGGUGCUUAGUGCUCAAGUAAUAUGUAGGCUUUUUUUUCUCAUGUUGAGGGAUUGUUGUCAUUCGCCUUUUCUACUUUGGGAUUUCUUUUAAAAUAUUGGCCUUUUCUACUUUGGUGCACUUCAGUGAGUAGGGUUCUCAAAAUCCUAGGUCCUCCCUAGGAUUGGACAAGGGAGGUAGAAAUGUAAAAUUAUAUUGCUUUUAUAUAUAUAAAGACAUAAAACAAAUAAGGAAUAAUAACAAUAAUAAUAAAAUUACACUCACAGGUAGCAUUUAAGUAUCUUCGAAUUCAAAAUGCAUAAUAGAUUUGAGUUUCUAUGGUUAUUUACUAGCCUUAUGAAAAACAGACUUCUUGAUGACAUUUUUGAUGAGAAAAAACUGAAAUUAAGUGGUAGAAGCAAGGAAUGCAAAGGCAUCACCCACAGACCAGCAAAGCUCUGAAACUUUGCAAGUGCACUAAAGUAUCACAGACAAAUCAGUUGAUAAUGGAAACAGAAGUUAGUUGCAGGUGCAGAAGCCAGCCCAGUUACCAUUCACUCAGAAACAGAGGUUUCCAAAUCACACAAGGCAUCACAUCCCAGUACCCAUCAAGUUGCUCAAGAUCGUAGCAGAGCUUCAAAUGACACAGCAGCAGCAAUGGUGGACUAUUCAUGCACUCCUGAAGAAGUGCAACAGCAUUUUCAGUCUUGUGGAACAGUAAACAGAGUCACCAUUCGAACUGAUAAGUUUGGCCAACCCAAGGGUUAUGCCUAUGUUGAGUUCCUUGAGGUGGAGGCUGUUCAGGAGGCCCUUUUGCUGAAUGAAUCUGAACUUCAUGGGCGCCAAUUAAAGGUAACGGCUAAAAGGACCAACAUACCAGGGAUGAAACAGUAUCGUCCCCGUCGGACCAUCAAUCCUUACAUGGGGGGGUUUCGAGGCAGAACCCCAUAUGCACCUCCCUUUAUCUACUCUCCAUAUGGAUAUGGAAAGGUUCCAAGGUUCAGAAUGGCAAUGCGCUACAGCCCCUACUAUUGAAAGUCCAAUUCUGGUAGGAUGGACUGAAUGACGCCUUUCUUCCCCCCUAGUAGUAUAUCAUGGUCGGAGUUUUGGCCAUUGAAUAUGAGGGAGGGAAAAUCCAACCAGUUCUGUGAGGAUUAAGCGUUGACUUAUCAGCAAACCUUGUAAAAUUGUGGUGUUUGCCCCUGCUUUGCUUUAUUAUCGGUAUAUUAAAUUAAGUUCUUGUACAAGUAUCCUUCGUAAGUGUGGUUAAUACAUGGGUUUUGGGUUUAUCUAUUUUUGA